CAUACUGCAUACAUUUAAAUUUUGGACUAUAAUAAUAUUGCACUGUGUUCAUUGGUAUAAAAUGUCAAAGAGUAUACACUGUUGUUUCUAUGAACGUUUCGUUUUGAUUGUGGUGGCUACAUGCUGUAUUAAAUGCGUCACAGGACAAACUAGGAAUAAUGACGUCGUGCAUGACGUAACUGUCAAGGAAACAGAACCCGUAGGUCACGUGAUAGCCAAUCUCACCUUAAGCGGAAAUUGCAACGUGACGUCAUACACACCCAGUCGUUCAGAUCGCUAUUUCAGCAUGAUUGAAAGCGUGCUUACACUUAAAGAAGAGUUGGAUUUAGACGCUGGCCUCCAAAUUCAGCUGGGAACUACGAAUAUCGCAAUUAAAAUCACGUGCGACCAAAGCAGCCACACGCUACAUGUAUUAGUUGAACCAAUCAACGAGUUUCCGCCGUACUUUUUCGCUCGUCCAUAUAACAUAACCAUCACCGAGAAUAACCAAAUUGGCGUCUCUGUGUUUGAAGUAAAGUCCAAGAUGAGAGAUCUUGACAUUCCCGCGGAUGUCAUAGAAGAAUUUCGACUGGACCAGUAUCUUAUUUCGCAGUACGAUGGACGGCGAUAUUUUGCGAUCAACAGCUCGACGGGCGUGAUUGAGAGCCGUAAUACGAUUGACUACGACACAAUGGGUAGAACCAAGUUCUUGAUGCUGAAAAUCGUCGCCGUGGACGUUGACGGUCAAAAAGAAUCCACAACGUUGAAUAUCACCAUUAUGGAUGUGGACGACCUCCCAUCGCGUUUCUUGCGAAAACCGUGUGAUGACGUCACCACAACAUGUGACGUCACCAUUUACACAGCAGAGAUGGAUCGUCAUUUUCAGGGCUCGCUGGAUGUCCGACCCGUUCACGUGCCUGCACGAGACGGUGACGUAGGUCUUAAUUAUGACGUCACAUAUACCAUAGAACCAGAUGAUGGAGUUGUCGAUAUCAACAACUUCACAGGAGUGUUGACCGUCAUGUAUGGAAAUAUGGAAACGUAUAUGGUACACCCUGAUACUGUGAUGAUGUCAACAUUCUAUGACGGCAUGAUAUGAUAAAGGUGUCAUGUCGUCAAAAAUAACUCAUCAUGUCGACUAAAACAACGAUGGCAAGUCAUUUUCAAAAGAGCAUGACGCCUAAAAUUAUGUUGAUUUGUCGACAUAAGAUAUGUUGUCAAGACGUAAACAAUCCGCAUGUUGGAAUAAGAGCCUAAAUCUCUGACAAUAUUUUAUCCUUUAGCCGUUUAGUAAAUUUAACAAGUUCUGUGUUGUUUACUGUAUGACGGCAUAUAUCUUGAUGACUUGCAAGUAACAAAAUGUUGACAUGGCGAUAUAACUGAAGGAGUCGAUAUAAUUUAUGUGGACAAAUGGUGUUGUUUAAACAUUAUGGAAUCGUAUAUGGUACCCAAAUAAUAUGGUCAUGCCGGAUUAGUUUAUAUCGACUUACUGUGAAAUAACAUGGUAUGUCGUCAUAGUUUUGGGUUUCAAAAUCUGUGUUAGGGUUUCAAAAAAUGCUCAUAACUUCUAUGUCACUUCAGAUAUAACCUUCAUAUUUGGUAAGCAUGUGUAUAUGGACAAGACCUUACCAUACGCACACAAUGUUUGACCCCAAUUACCUUGACCUGGAACUUAGGGUCCGCGUUUAGGUUUCAAAAUCAGCGUUCAGAUUUCGAAAAAUGCUCAUAACUUCUAUCAAAGCAUUUUUCGGGGGCAUAUGUCAACCUAUGGAGACAGCUCUUCUUUUUUCAACUUUAACCAUUUCUAUUUCUCUCAAAACAUUUGAAUGAAAGUACAAAACACUGUUAUUCAUGUCAAUUUAAUCAUUCUAAUUCGAUGCCCAAAAUUUUGUAUGUCUGCACUCAGCAGUCACUAAUUGAAUUUGUAUAAAAAAAUAUAGAAGUACCAAGAUGCGCGU
Messenger RNA from Dreissena polymorpha, 1937 nucleotides. RefSeq names its product cadherin-20-like. The transcript is spliced from 10 exons. NCBI's taxonomy places the organism in Eukaryota, Metazoa, Mollusca, Bivalvia, Myida, Dreissenidae. Bases 62 to 1078 code for a protein of 338 amino acids. Gene Ontology annotation, cellular component: membrane. Gene Ontology annotation, biological process: homophilic cell-cell adhesion. The record is from RefSeq and is a predicted model, not a curated record. Gene Ontology annotation, molecular function: calcium ion binding.